Messenger RNA from Coffea eugenioides, 1951 nucleotides. Its product is annotated as alpha-glucosidase-like. Gene Ontology annotation, molecular function: hydrolase activity, hydrolyzing O-glycosyl compounds. Gene Ontology annotation, biological process: carbohydrate metabolic process. The coding region runs from base 1 to 1827 and encodes 608 amino acids. The record is from RefSeq and is a predicted model, not a curated record. Lineage: Eukaryota; Viridiplantae; Streptophyta; Magnoliopsida; Gentianales; Rubiaceae. The transcript has 4 exons.
AUGGGGAUCCUCUACUCUACUUCCAUCUUUAACUUCUCAAUAUAUCUACUCAGAUUUCAUCAAUGCCGUUACGGUUACAAAAAUGUUUCUACUCUUGAGAGAGUUGUUGCUGGUUAUGCAAAAGCAGGAAUUCCUCUAGAGGUCAUGUGGACAGAUAUAGACUACAUGGAUGCUUAUAAGGAUUUCACACUAGAUCCUAUCAACUUUCCGUUGGAUAAGAUGAAAACUUUUAUUGAUAUGCUUCACCAUAAUGGUCAAAAAUAUGUAGUCAUUCUUGAUCCAGGUAUCAGCAUCAAUCAGACAUAUGCAACUUACAUUAGAGGAAUGCAAGCAGAUAUUUUCAUAAAGCGUGAAAAUAUGCCUUAUGAAGGUAGAGUUUGGCCCGGGGAAGUGUACUUCCCAGAUUUUCUAAAUCCGGCUGGAGGACUCUUCUGGAGCAAUGAAAUCAGUGAAUUCCACAAGCAUGUCUCCUUUGAUGGUCUUUGGAUUGACAUGAACGAGAUAUCAAAUUUCAAUACUUCUUCUCCUAACCCAACUUCUACUAUUGAUAACCCUCCCUAUAAGAUAAACAACUCUGGAGCUCAGUUGCCCAUCGCUUGGAAAACAGUCCCUGGAACUGCUGUGCAUUUUUUCAAUGUUACCGAAUAUAAUGUGCACAACCUCUAUGGGUUCCUAGAGUCUAGAGCAACUAGUCAGGCACUAGUCAAAUUGAAAGGUAAAAGGCCAUUUGUACUUUCCAGAUCAACUUUUGUUGGUUCAGGAAAGUUCACAGCACAUUGGACUGGAGAUAAUGCUGCCACUUGGGAUGAUUUGGCAUACACAAUCCCCACCAUUUUGAGUUUUGGACUUUUUGGAGUUCCAAUGGUUGGAGCAGAUAUAUGCGGUUUUUCUUUAAACACCACAGAAGAGCUUUGUCGUCGUUGGAUACAGCUAGGGGCCUUUUAUCCUUUUGCUAGAGAUCACACCUCCAUCGAUACCAUCUCUCAAGAACUUUACAUUUGGGAUUCAGUUGCUGCAUCAGCCAGAAAGGUGCUAGGACUCCGCUAUCAGUUACUUCCAUACUUCUACACGCUAAUGUAUGAGGCACACUUGAAAGGAACGCCUGUUGCACGACCCCUCUUUUUCUCAUUUCCGGACGAUAUUAAUACAUAUGGAAUCAGCUCACAAUAUCUUCUUGGCAAAGGUGUUAUGAUCUCACCUGUACUGAAGCAAGGAGCAGUCACAGUUGAUGCAUACUUUCCGGCAGGAAAAUGGUUUAGCCUCUUCAAUUACUCACAAUCAGUGAGUUUGACUGAGGGACAGUAUGUUACACUAGAUGCACCGCCAGAUCAUAUCAAUGUACAUGUUCGUGAAGGAAAUAUACUGGCCGUGCAAGGGAAGGCUAUGACAACUCAAGCUGCACGGAAAACCUCAUUUAAUCUUUUGGUCGUUGUUAGCAGCAAAGAGAACAGCACAGGAAAAUUGUUCCUGGAUGAUGGAGAGGAAGUGGAGAUAGCAAGUGAUAAAGGGAUGUGGACAUUGGUUCAAUUCAAUAGCUACAUAUAUAAUGGUACUGUAACUCUUGAAUCCAAGGUUGUUAAUGGAGACUUCGCUCUAAGUCAGAGGUGGAUCAUCGAUAAGGUCACAUUUUUAGGCCUUGACAAUGUAAGAGAACUAAAGGGGUAUGCAAUCACAACUAGCAAUAGACAGCAAAAGUAUCAAAUUGCUGGAAUGAGAAGUAUGAGAAGUGAACUGAAGGUCAACGGACAGCUUGCCUCAGUAGAGAUUUCAGGGAUGAAAAUGCUUGUCGGGAAGGAGUUGAAAUUAGAGCUUAAACUCAGCAUCUGAGGGAAGAUCUUCAACAGCCUAAGAUGAUAUGAUGGUAUUACUGGACAUUCAUGUGUUUGAUAAUAACAACAACAAAUAAAACAUACAUUCUCAAGAACCUAAACGAUCCAGCAAAUUUCUUGCA